AUGACCGCGGCGACGGCCACCCCCAUGCCGCCGGCGCCCACGCGAUGGCGGCGCGGGGGCCGCUCGCCACCGCGUCUCCUUCAGCGAGUCCUCCUCGUGGCCGCCUUCUCCGCUGCGGCCCUCAUGCUCCUCAUACUACUCCAGCACAGCCACGGCCCUAACCCCUCAAACCCCUCCGCCGCGUCCCGCGCCCGCGACUCCUCGGGCGAGCUCCUCGACGACUCGCCUCCCGCGGAGCGGGAUCUGGAGGCUGGUGACUCGGCGGUCGUAGCUGACGGUUCCGCGUGCGCGACGGUGGAGAGGAUGGGGGAGGAGGCCGCGGGCGCUGGGCGGGGCUCUCCGGAGCAGGCCAGCCUGCGGGUCCGCGAGAUGAUCCGGCGCCACUUCGAGCUCCACGGUUUGAUGGUGCAACAGAUGCAGUUGGGAUUCAGUUUUUUUCUGAAGAAUGUUCAUCCUAGAAUGAAGGCUGCUGCGUUGGCUCUUUUUGGAUUGCCAGAGUCAUUGUAUGCCAGGCCUAAUACAUUUGGUGAACUUAUGCGAGCUAUCAUAUCUCCAUCCAGCAAAGUUCAAGAAGCAGUUGACUGGGCUUUGAAGGGUGCGAAUCCAGAUAUUGUUUUGCACACGCGCAUGAUGGCGAAUAGGCCAGUCCGAGCAAGAAAAGCUGCAGUUCUUUGUAUUAAGAGAGCCCUACAGAUUAGCUAUAUCAAGGGUACACCUCUGGUGGCAUUGGUCUCAGACACACCAGCAUUUGUGAAGGAGAUAAAGUCAGACAUCAGUGAGUUUGCAGAGGUACUUUAUUUUGAUUACAAGUUGUUUGCCAAGACUUCUGGUCUGGAGAUAGUUGGAAAUGAUAAGCUUUCUUAA
Messenger RNA from Miscanthus lutarioriparius, 864 nucleotides. NCBI's taxonomy places the organism in Eukaryota, Viridiplantae, Streptophyta, Magnoliopsida, Poales, Poaceae. The record is from the annotation of a GenBank genome assembly.